This is a messenger RNA of Etheostoma spectabile (orangethroat darter), 1475 nucleotides long. RefSeq names its product DIM1 dimethyladenosine transferase 1-like (S. cerevisiae) (gene dimt1l). Gene Ontology annotation, cellular component: nucleolus. Gene Ontology annotation, molecular function: rRNA (adenine-N6,N6-)-dimethyltransferase activity. The record is from RefSeq and is a predicted model, not a curated record. NCBI's taxonomy places the organism in Eukaryota, Metazoa, Chordata, Actinopteri, Perciformes, Percidae. Gene Ontology annotation, biological process: rRNA methylation.
ACUUUAAACCGACUGCUCAUCCUAUCCAUGAAGUAAAGCAGCCUACACGUGUUUACUGCGCGCAGACUAGUCUAUUGCCCAGACAGAUAUAUUUUUUAAUAAUUUCUGGGUCUUUAACCGGAAUAAAACAACGUAAAAAUGCCGAAGGUCAAAGCGGAGAAGAAAAGCAGGCAGCACCAAGAGGUCAAAAACCAAGGCAUCAUGUUUAACACCGGCAUGGGUCAGCACAUCCUGAAGAAUCCAUUGAUCGUAAAUGGAAUCAUUGAGAAGGCUGCGCUGAGGCCGACAGAUGUGGUUCUGGAGGUGGGACCUGGUACUGGUAACAUGACAGUGAAAUUGCUGGAAAAAGCCAAGAAGGUGGUGGCCUGUGAGUUGGACUGUAGAUUAGUGGCUGAACUUCAAAAAAGAGUACAGUGCACACCCAUGCAGACCAAACUUCAAAUAUUAGUCGGAGACGUGCUAAAAACAGAUUUGCCUUUCUUCGACGUCUGUGUGGCUAAUUUACCUUACCAGAUUUCGUCCCCGUUUGUCUUCAAGCUCCUACUACAUCGACCUUUCUUCAGGUGCGCCGUGUUGAUGUUCCAGAGAGAGUUUGCCAUGCGACUUGUUGCCAAACCUGGAGACAAGCUGUUCUGCAGACUGUCCAUAAACACGCAACUACUGGCUCGUGUUGACCAUCUGAUGAAGGUAGGGAAGAACAAUUUCCGUCCUCCUCCAAAAGUGGAGUCAAGUGUUGUCAGGAUAGAACCGAAAAAUCCUCCUCCUCCAGUUAACUUCCAGGAGUGGGAUGGCCUGGUCAGAAUAGCCUUUGUAAAAAACAAAACCCUCAAUGCGGCUUUCAAGUCCACUGCGGUAGAACAGCUGCUGGAAAAGAACUACAGAAUUCACUGCUCUGUACAUAAUGUGGAAAUCCCAGCAGACUUCAGCAUCAGCAAGAAGAUUGAGAGUGUUUUGCAGGAGGCUGAAUUCAGUGAAAAGAGAGCCAGGUCCAUGGACAUCGAUGACUUCAUGGUGCUGCUUCAUGCAUUCAACGCUGCAGGGAUCCACUUUUCUUAAAUGGCAGAGGUUAACUAUAGAGAACAGUGGUGUGCCUCUAAUGUCCUCUGGCCUUUAUGAUGAGAGGGGAGAAGUCAGCAGCCAGAUGACUGGGAGGAUUGUCUGACUGAUCUUUCCUCUUCUGGAGCUUUGUUUGGAUGACUUGAAUUUCAAAUCUUGAAAUAGUUAGAUGAAAUGUACAAAGGAUAUUGGAGGAUACGUUUAAAGAGCUCAUAUUGAGUGUGUUAUUUUACCCGUAUGAGUACAGAUUAAGUGUGCCUGGGCAUGCAUGGACAGCUUUUGGCAGAUGGAGGUUGUAUAAACCCUCUUGGCAAAGCGAGGGCCUCCGUCUGUCCGUCUGUUUGUCUGUCUGUCAUUUAUUGAAAAUAAUCUGUAAUGGAUGAUUAUUCUAAUCUAGAAGCAAUCUACAAUUUGUAUGU